This is a messenger RNA of Schistocerca piceifrons (Central American locust), 2451 nucleotides long. Its product is annotated as cohesin subunit SA-2-like. Bases 18 to 2063 code for a protein of 681 amino acids. The transcript has 14 exons. The record is from RefSeq and is a predicted model, not a curated record. Gene Ontology annotation, biological process: sister chromatid cohesion. Gene Ontology annotation, molecular function: chromatin binding. Lineage: Eukaryota; Metazoa; Arthropoda; Insecta; Orthoptera; Acrididae. Gene Ontology annotation, cellular component: chromatin; nucleus; cohesin complex.
CAAAGCUGUGCCACUUGAUGCAAAUGUUGAUAAAAAAGUGUGAGCAUUCUAUUCUGUACGAUGGGUUUCUAAUGAGCAGUCUUUGCCAUUUCUUGUGCAAGCUUUCAGGAAGUAAAAUACGAGGCUUCAGAUAUGUUAGCACUUUGGCAGGGUUAUCAAUAGCUUCAGAACUUACAGAAAUGUGUUGUAAUGUAGAGAAACAGAGAAAUAAUUUAAACAAACAACUUAGCACUGAGAGAGAUUUCACUGUUGAAAGGGAAGUUUCGUGGCAAGAAUCACUUAUUUCAUCUUUGAGUGAGAUCUCUGAAAAUUUGCUGGAAGCUGUUGGACUAAUGCAACUACUUGUUGGACAGAUAUUCAAGCACAGAGUCAAGGAUUGUUCAAGUAAGAUCAGACUUUUCUGUUGUGAAAAACUGAAGUCCUGGGUGGAAGAAUAUCCAGAAAUUUUUGUCUCUGGUGAAUACCUGGAAAUAAUUUUUGUUUUGAUGCAUGAUUCUCUGAAGAGUAUUAGAAUGUGCAGUUUAAAGAUUAUGGAAUCAGUUAUUUCAACAGGAGAACCAAAGCAGGAAACACAACAUUUUCUUUCGCAUAGUAAAGCAAGACUUAUUGCAAUGACAUUAGAUGUUUCUCCUGAGAUAGCAGUCCAGGCUAUCAGAGUUCUUGCUGUAGUAGAUAAAUUUUAUCAGUCAGUGUUAAAUGAAAAAGACAAAGAACAACUUUUCUUUCUGGUGUUCUCGGAGCACAAGCCUGUGGCACAGGAAGCAGCAGGCUAUGUAUUGCAAGUAUCGAGAGUGAUAAUGGAAGAAGAUGGCUCAAGUUUACUGGAAAACAUUGCUUGCUUCUUCAAGGAAUGUAAAUAUCAUGGAUAUGAAACACUGUAUGUGGACUCACUUUGGGGCAUAUGUAAAGAACUAUGUGACUGGAAGGAAUUCAUAGAAUGUUUUUUGCGGCAAAAAGAUACAGACGCAAAGUCUGCAUUUUUGAGGAUCAUGGUGAGCUGUAUACAUAGAGCUGUGACAGGUGAAACACCUAGAUGUAAGGGAAAGAAAACAUUCCAGCAGACUGUUAUGACUAUUGAGAGAUCAAAAUCUAAAUUGAAAGAGGAAGAGAGGAAGGCAAUUACUGAAGUAUUUAUGGAUUAUCUCCCUGAGAUUAUAAAACAAAAUAUGAAAGAGGAAAUCAUCUUGAUAGAUUGUCUCAAAAUACCGUUAUAUAUGCAGACUGAUGUAUAUGGAUGCAACAUUAACGAGAAGCCACUUGAAGAACUUUUGGAUGCCUUAAAAGAAGUUGUCCUCUUUACAAAUGAUGAUAGUGUUCUAAACAGCAUUACAAAAGUAUAUGAUCUGUUCAGUUCCCCUGAAAUAGCAACUUUUAACACAACUGCUAUGAGAUGUGGAAUGUUGAUGGGGACUGUAACAGAUGCCACCAAAAAAGCAAUGGAAAAUUUUCAACACAUUGUGCAGGAAUCUAUGCCACCUGUUGCUGUUACCUAUGAAACUGAAAAAUGGACAAAAAAAGUGUCUUAUCUAAGCAAGUGUAUUGAUAUUAGAAGUUAUGACAUACUUAAUGAAAUGUUGCAAUUUAUUGCUGCUGACAUUUCAGGAAGCUUUCCAGUUCCUGAUGAGGCCUUCAACAUCUUCUGUGAGCUUGUCUACUUUCUACAAUUGUUUUGUAGGAACUAUCCCAAUCUUUCUGACUUGCUGUAUAGACCUGAUGGAUAUGUGGAGGACAGAUUAAUGUAUAUUUUAAAUGAAUGGGUUUUUGCUCUGCCAGGCACACGUUUCACAGAUCCAUCAGAAGAAUCAGUAAGUGAAACUACAUUGGACGAACGUAAAAGGAUGUUGAAAGGGUACUGGAGUUUGAUAUCUUGCUGGACAUUACCCAUUGAUUCUGCAGAAUUCAUAUUCAAGCACUAUGCACAGUUUCCAGAAUAUGAAGAUUGUUUGCAGCAGAUGCUUCAGGUUUUAUUGAAAUUUGACACUAUACUGUGUGCUGAAGUUUUGGUUAAUACACUAUGGCCGAAGAGAAGUGUACCAGAAAGCUUGAAAUCUUCAAAAACUUGAGUAUUUACGACAGAACGUGCCAACAGAGGAACUACGUCAGAUAGGGGAGUCGGCACCAUUCAAGCAUUACAUUAACUGCUUAUUAAAAGUAAAGAAAAGUAUGUGAAACAUUCAGUCAAGCUCAUCUUCCUGUAAUCAACCUGCAACAAUAAAGCAUAGCCACCCAUAACUAGAUAUUCAAAACAGCAGAGAAACCAGAAUUUGUCUAUCCAUUCAGAAAAACUACCAAUAAAGUCUUCUUCUGUUGAAGAGAUCUAGGUCAGAAUUUAGAGUUUAUGGGCAAAUAUUGUUAAGAUGUUUAUCAAACUGCAUGUGUACAAAAAAUAUUCCUUUAGUUGCAAUUUUUUCAACUUGGUGUUGAAUGUCAGUUUAAUUGAUUAACAGAACU